Molecule: messenger RNA, 2426 nt
Organism: Desarmillaria tabescens
Lineage: Eukaryota; Fungi; Basidiomycota; Agaricomycetes; Agaricales; Physalacriaceae
Exons: 3
Coding region: 80-2065 (661 amino acids)
Source: RefSeq, a predicted model, not a curated record
UGCAGCGACCACCACCUCCUCUCAUAAUCUUCUCCUUCCUGUACGUCCGGAAUCAAGAAAUUGUAUUCUAUCGACAUCCAUGGCGACCCCUUCAAGGCUGUCGUAUGCCGAUCUCGCCAGGAGAGCCCAAAAUAUUCGUUCACCAAACGACGUUCAACGAGCAACUACAAGCAACGCUUCGUCGACCUCAACAGUCUCUACUUCCUUUUCCAAAACCAACUCAAAUUCGACAACACCGAGCUCGUCCAUUAUCCUGGGAACACGACCGCCCUCGCCCUCACUCGAUACCACUGACGCGAAAGUGCCGGCUGUAAAUGUCUGGAACGUCCGCAAGGAGCAAAUGGCGGCUUCGCGAACGACAACUCUCAAGCCAUCGAUACCGAACUUUGUGGAAGAUGAUGACCCGUUUGUGGUUCGGAUGCCACAGCAGCCAAUACCAGACGAUGGCGACAGCUGGCCAGAGGUGGGAAAAUCGGUGUCGAAUCAUAGCAGCUCGACAACAAAUGGUGAGGAGGAGUCACAGUCGGGAACAAGUGAGUCGACACGACAUAUCAGUAAUUUUGGCGAGCCAAGGCCGAUGACAAAAAACGAAAAGCCAAAAUGGAUCCCAAUACCUGCUGAGGAGCUGCAAGCUGCUGCCGACGCCGCACUCCGCGCCACCUCUCAUUCCAAGUCUCACCCUCGUUCACGACAUCCUUCACAUUCCAAUUCAGUAAGAAAUACCCCAAGUGGUUCCCAGAGUCGGACCCAGUCUCGCGUCCAGAGUCAGGCCUCAAGCCCAAGACCUCCUAGAGGGAGGCGAUUACCGGACGAGGAAUUAGCAAGCACCUCGCGGUCGUCUCCGCAAGUUCAAACACAAAAUCUUCCUUCACCCUAUUCGUUUUCACCGCAGCCUGUAGUCAGUGCACCGUAUUAUACCUAUCACAGCCCCUCGCAUCAGCAGCAUCUACCCUUGCCGUCACCAUAUUCUAUGUAUCCGCCGCCACCGCCUCAACCAUACUUGUACUGGAAUGGCUACCAUACAUCAGGAUCUGGUCAUCAUACGCCAGAGUAUGUAGGAUAUGCAUACCCCCCUCCCCAACCAUUUCCUUCUCAAGUCCUCCAACCUCCUCCCCAAACAGAAAUUGAACCUCAGCCACAUCAAGCGCCGAACGGCACACCGUCGACCGACCAUCCGCCGAAUAGCACCGCUGCGACGAAACCCCCACGACCGGAGGAUUCCGAGGCUGUUGCCGGACCUGCACUAGGGCGCGAGGGAUCCGAGCCAUCGAGAAAAGUGGUAUUUGGCAGUGUUGGCAUGCCAGGUAGUAGUCAGGCGCCGAGCCCCGCUCCGCCUUCGACCGAUAGUGCAGUAGCACAUGGACUGGAGAGAGCUUUUAGCGGCUUCUCAAUUGGUGUCAAAAAAAGGUCAAACGACGAAGACGUCAUAGAUCUCACAGAAAAAAGGUGGGAAUUCGGAACAACAGGCUCAAUAGUAAAAGAAAAUCAGGUUACGCGGGAGGAGAGCGUCGAGGAGGUUGGUGAAAAUGGAAACCGAAACGAGCACUAUCCUCCUCAUCCAACGUUAUCUGUCCUUGAAAUUCCGCAGUUUGGAAUACCUCCGAUAAUGAACGGACCGGUGUACGAUCAGGGACCAGCACCGAAUGGUGUUGAGGCUCCAGUGGACACAUACCAGUCUCAUCAUCGUCACACGCAGUCCUCAAUAAUGUCGCCUGUCGAGAUCGAUGCGGCGAAUCACACGGAUGAGGACUGGGCGGUCAAGGAUUUUGGGUUCGGGUUUGGACGUGCCAGUGGGAGUGGAUACGCGGUGCGCACGACGAGGGAGGAAAGAUUGCGAAGGGAAUAUGAGCGAGAGCGCGAAAUGGAUAGGAUUCGAGCAAGGGAAAGGGAAAGGGAAAUGGAGAACGAAAAUGGUGUUGUAAACGGUGCUAUCAGUGGAAAUGGGGCUAGCGAUGGCUGGAACGAAAAUGGGGACGUGCGGGAGCGGUCACCGUACGCUCCCCGAGGAAAGCGUGGUGGCUUUUUCGGUAGCCAUAAUAACGGUUUUGACAGAGGGAUACUAUAAUGGUGAGAGGAGAGGGCGAGGAUGGAGAUCUAGAGGGCGGGGCGCUUGGAGGGGAUACCAGCGUGGCGGUGCACAGGCGCCUGGUUACUCUCCUCAGCAGCAGCACUUCGUUCCUCAGUUUGCUAACAGUGUAGGCGAUGGGUUGGGGUACAGUGAUGGAUAUUAUCCUACCCAUGGGCAUAUGUACCCACCGCCUCAGCCUCAGCCGCAAUACUUCGAUCCUGGGUAUGACGGAUAUCCAGGUGGUAUUAUGCAACCGCAUCAGCAGCAUCAGGAUCCGGGUAUGCAUGGGCUGCCACCGCCUUUGCCCAUGAGUGGUGUGCCAGUACAACCGCAUAGUCCGAAUGCGCCACCGUUGCCG